This is a messenger RNA of Striga asiatica, 702 nucleotides long. Lineage: Eukaryota; Viridiplantae; Streptophyta; Magnoliopsida; Lamiales; Orobanchaceae. The record is from the annotation of a GenBank genome assembly.
AUGGGUACUCCCGGUUAUUUUCGUCGCAAUAGUCCCGGGAUGCGCCGCCUAUCUCCUCUCUAUAGCAAAAAACUGCAUUUUUUUCGAAAAUAUGUGAUCAAAAAAAGCAGAUCGGGUAUAGAAUCCUCUUCCGGGACAAUUCGCCGCGGCACGAUUAGCAAUCCCGUUGAAAAAGGCAUCGGUCACGAUAUUUGCGAGAUUUCCUCCUCCUUGGGAUGCGUAGCACGGCCCGGCCUGACACCCAUCCCCGCAGUAUGCGUCCCCUGUGCCGCAAUAGCCGAACCGGCUACAGCACAGGUUGUUGGUACAACCGCAGUUCUGGGCCGAGGUCCAUUGGGCCCCGGCGACCAGAAGAAAGGCCAAGGCAAGAAGCCCGUUAAUUGGGGGAAGAGAUUUUUUUGUACACCUCAAGUUAGCGCCCGGAUCAACUCGGAGUUGAUUACAAUAGUCUCUAAAGUAAUUAACUCGGGCGCUGACCGCGUUCGGGUUUCUCCCAUUGCACUCCAUGCUAUUAAUGGCACGAAUCGUGGACCCGAAGCCCUGGCCCGAAGUGAUCCGAUUGUGGCAGUUGUUCAUCCAAAACCACAAAGCGGUCCUGAAAGAUAUAACGGGGUCUCUAGCCACAAUGUCUGGGUUGUUCAGCCCGUCGAACCCGAUGCUCCGGCCCGCCGGGCCGUAGUUGUAGUUCCACGACAGCUGUAA